AUGGAUGGGAUCCUCUCCUUGUCGAGGAACCGGCCAACCAGUACUCAUCCCGUUCCGGCCCUGCGUUUUCUUGUUGACUCCAGGGUUGUCCUAAAGAAGAAUAACAACAUCCAAUGGAGUACCUGUUGGAGAAAAUGUCCUCAUCCAAUAAGGAAGCAAAGCCCAUCCAACUGCAUUUGUUAAAAACAAUCACAGAGGAUUUUUCAGAAAAGAUGAAAGUUGGUAGUGGUGGCUAUGGAGAAGUAUACAAGGGAGUGCUUAAUGGGGACGAAAUUGCUGUCAAGAAGCUUUUUCCCGUCCCUGGACUUGAUGAUGAGGCAUUUGAAAAUGAAUUUCGUAACCUCAAGAAGGUUCAACAUAAAAAUAUCAUCCGUAUGAUUGGUUACUGUUAUGAGAUAGCACAUAAAGAUGUUGAGUACCAAGGAAAAUUGGUUUUUUCUGCAGUAAUAGAGCGAGCUCUCUGCUUUGAAUAUAUGAAGGGAGGAAGCCUCGGCAAGCAUAUUUCUGAAGAGUCGUGCAUACUUGAUUGGCCAACCACAUACAAAAUAAUUAAUGGGACAUGCGAGGGUCUGCACUACCUUCACAAGGGACAAGUACAUAAGAUUUUUCAUCUAGACUUGAAGCCGGAUAAUGUAUUGUUGGAUGAAAAUUUUGUGCCCAAAAUAGGAGAUUUUGGUUUGUCCAAACUCUUUGGUACUUCAUAUACCCACCAAAUAAGCGCUAUGAAAGGAACAGUUGGGUUCAUGCCACAAGAAUACAUACACAAUCGCAAGGUGUCGCCAAAGAAUGAUGUGUUUAGCCUUGGAGUCAUAAUUUUCCACAUGAUGGCAGGAGAAAAGGGAUAUGGUGAUUAUUGGGAUGCGCGUCGUCGUCCAAUUUUUUCAAAAAGAAUCCAACAAGAUUUUAUUGACAAUGUACAAAAAUACUGGAAAACAAAGAUGCAGGCUACCGAAGGUUACAGAUGGGAUGAAACAGACGUCCUAGGGGUGACGACUUGUAUUAACAUGGCAAUGCGUUGUGUGGAGGACGACCGCGACAACCGACCUUACAUGACUGAAAUUAUCAGCGAGCUCAAGGAACUAGAUUUUAAAGUUGAAGAGAUGUUAAAUAAAGAUCCGAAACCAACAAUAAGCCAGCUGAGAAAUCGUGUCCAUGGUUUGAGAGAGAUGAAACAGAAUAAAAGUCCCCACGAUUUGGGAAAGGAUAUUGCUGUGGAUCCUUCCCUGGAGCUCUGCUUCCCAUUUGAGCCAAACAAGGACAUACGGUGCUGCCUGCAGCUCAUCAACAAGGCGGCGUCCAGCCACAUUGCUUUUAAUAUAAACACGGACGUAAAAAAGUAUCUUGCACGACCACACAAAGGAAUCAUCGCACCAUAUUCCAAAUGUUACAUCACCCUAACCUUGCGAGCACAGGAGGUGGCAUUGCCGAAUAUGCAAUGCUUUGACAUGUUGUCUGUGCAAGGCGUAAGAGUGAGCGACCACUUCACAUCCGAUGAAAUCACUCAGGACUUCCUUGAAAACGUCAGCGCCAUGGAUGAGGUGAUAUUGCCGAUUGCUUAUGUCGGAUUGGACCUCUAAUUAAUUUGCAGUACUUCUAUUUGUGGAAUAAUAAGGGAGUUUUGAACCUUCCAACUGGAGAAGAGACUUUAGGACAGGCAGAGCACCACUUUGUUGAGUGUUUGAUUUAUUUAUGUCUACAUGAGGUGUGGGGAUUUCCCAUCUACUUGUAUUUUCUCUAUUAUUUCAAACAGAUGGAUUAUAAGUGAUUAUGUUCCGUAGGAUUCAAAGUAUGUCUAGAAGGAAGGGGUGAUUAGACUACUUGAUCACAUAAAAAAUUAGACUUUUAUCAGUUUUAA
Hordeum vulgare subsp. vulgare (domesticated barley) is the source of this 1855-nucleotide messenger RNA. Its product is annotated as putative receptor-like protein kinase At4g00960. The coding region runs from base 114 to 1577 and encodes 487 amino acids. Gene Ontology annotation, molecular function: protein kinase activity; ATP binding. NCBI's taxonomy places the organism in Eukaryota, Viridiplantae, Streptophyta, Magnoliopsida, Poales, Poaceae. The record is from RefSeq and is a predicted model, not a curated record. The transcript is spliced from 8 exons. Gene Ontology annotation, biological process: protein phosphorylation.